Messenger RNA from Notechis scutatus (mainland tiger snake), 1122 nucleotides. The record is from RefSeq and is a predicted model, not a curated record. NCBI's taxonomy places the organism in Eukaryota, Metazoa, Chordata, Lepidosauria, Squamata, Elapidae.
GACAACUGCAAACUUCCAUAUUCAGUGCCAAUGGAUCCCAAAGCCAAAACUUCAACAAUCGCUGAUAUUCCAAAAUUGCUUUUUGCUAGUCAGAAUGGUAUUUGUACGGUAGAAAGCAGAAGAAUUUUAAAUUUCAACAAAAAACUCAUUACAAAAGGAUUGCCUGAUGAUUGUUUCAUAAAUGUACUGGGUGAUUGUACUUGUCACAAGAAGCUGAUUGUACUGAUGAAAUACGAAACAGCACACAAUAAUAGUCUUCUAGUUGAAAUCCAUACACAGGACAUUAUAUGUACCAUGAAGCAGCGCGAUGGUGAGCUCAUUCUAGAAGUAAAUGGCACUAGGUUACAGGAUGGAGUUAUCCCUCGUUCACUGAAACAUGUGCCUCUUCAAUUCAAGGAAACAAAAAGUGAACUGGACUUUAGAAUGCCCUUAGUUGGAUUAGAAAAUGUGCUAUACACAGGAUAUAAUGUCAAGUUUGAAGUUAAUCCCUCGAUAGAAAAUUCAUGUGGUAUCUGUGGAUGGUAUGGCUCAGAAGCAAAAGCGUUACGGAGACCAAGUGGCCACAUAGCUAGAGAUGAAGUGAGCUUUGUGCAGUCCUGGGUGGUCCCUGAUAAAUGUGGUGGAGACUGUAAACUGCGACACACAACAGUGAGACAUGAGAAUCCAAUCCUAAUGGAACAGUGUGCUACCAAUCUUCCUGUCGCACGCUGUGCUGAAGGCUGCUCAGCCACCAGUACUACCCAAACCUUAGCUAGCUUCCAUUGUGUGCCAACUGGAUCAACCUUGCCUUCUGACCUGACCGUGCUGGCUGAAAAGUCUGACGAUAUGAUAGACCUAGUUGAAUCUCACACAUCAUGUUCUUGUGAACAGGAACAAUGUGCUGCAUGAGCCUUCAACUGAGCAGACUCAGUGCAUAUUCUCUUGUUUGCUGUGUGGGCUGAUAUGUCAAUUCUAGGCUACUACACAGUUGUUAAUUAAAUUAUUUUAAGAACCCUACUGUACCCUUUUAAAGAAUCCAAUUCUUCCUAAAGUAACUCUAAGCCUUAUUCCAAUAUAACAAAGUCAACUCUAAAUGUAAUGGAUAAUUUUCUAAUAAAUACUUGCAUUCCAAAAGAAAAAAAA